GAGAAACAAAUGACCCACACAGCAACAGAAAACUACUACAUUGGACACAUCAACUCAAAGAACAAAACAAUCUCAUUCACCAGCUCCAAAAUCUUUCCCUGAAACGUGACAAGGUAACUAAGUGCUUCUUUAGAAUUAUUACACUAUUGUUGAUGAUUAUUUCCUUCUUGCAUGGUGGUUUUACUCUUAACUCUUAUGGGUUGACUUUGUUGUCACUCUUGACUCACUGGACCUUUGUUCCUCCUCUCAUCAACUCUAGCUGGAAGGCUUCUGAUUCCGAUCCAUGUUCAUGGUUUGGUGUUCAAUGCGACCGUAAGCAGAAUUUGAUUUCACUUAACCUUAAUAGUCAUGAGAUUUUUGGUCAACUUGGACCAGAAAUUGGAAACCUUUAUCAUUUGGAGAAUCUUUUGUUGUUUGGUAAUAAUUUCUCAGGAAAGGUGCCUUCAGAGUUAAGCAACUGUAGUUUGCUAGAGAAGUUAGACCUUUCUGAGAAUAGAUUUAAUGGAAAGAUACCGCAUAGUUUGAAAAGGCUAAGAAAUUUAAAGUCUAUGAGAUUGUCUUCCAAUUUGUUGACUGGUGAAAUUCCAGAUUCUUUAUUUGAAAUUCCUUCCCUUGAAGAAGUGAGCCUGCACAAUAACCUUCUUAGUGGAAAUAUUCCAACCAAUAUUGGAAACUUGACUCAUCUAUUGAGACUGUAUUAUCUAUAUGGUAAUAUGUUUUCAGGGACUAUUCCUUCAUCUCUUGGUAACUGCAGUAAACUAGAGGACCUUGAAUUGUCUUUCAACCGUUUGAGAGGAAAAAUUCAGGCCAGUAUUUGGAGAAUUUCAAGCCUUGUGCAUAUCUUGGUUCACCACAACAGCCUCUCUGGGGAACUACCUUUCGAAAUGACGAACCUCAGGUAUCUAAAAAAUAUCUCAUCAAUCAGUUCUCAGGAGUCAUUCCUCAAAGCUUGGGAAUCAACAAUACCUUAGUGAAGUUGGACGUAUGAAUAACAAGUUUAAUGGUAAUAUCCCACCAAAUCUUUGCUUUGGAAAGCAUUUGUUAGACCUCAACGUCGGAAUUAAUCAACUUCAAGGUGGCAUUCCUUCUGAUAUAGGAAGAUGUGAAACUCUGAUUGUUUUUCAAUGAAAAUAAUUUCACCGGGUCUCUUCCCGAUUUUGAAAGUAAUAUGAACCUGAAAUACAUGGACAUGAGCAAGAACAGUAUCGGUGGACCGAUACCAUCAAGUUUGGGAAAUUACACUAAUCUUACAUACAUUAAUUUGUCAAGCAACAAAUUUGCAGGGCUCAUACCAUUAGAGCUGGGAAACCUUGUGAAUCUUGUGAUUUUGGAUCUUUCUCACAACAACUUGGAAGGUCCAUUGCCUCUUUUUCAAAUUGUACUAACAUGGAUCGUUUUGACGUGGGAUUCAAUUUCCUAAAUGGAUCAUUCCCAUCAAGUUUGAUAAGUUGGAGAGGCAUAAGCACAUUGGUCUUGAGAGAUAAUCAUUUCACAGGGGGUAUCCCAGGGUUUUUGGCAGAAUUUAGCAACCUUAGUGAGUUACAACUUGGUGGAAAUUCGUUCGGAGGCAAAAUUCCUCGAUCAAUGGGAACAUUGCAUAAUCUGUUUUAUGGAUUGAAUCUGAGUGAUAAUGGAUUGACAGGUGGUAUUCCUUCAGAAAUUGGGAUGCUAGGACUGCUGCAAAGCUUGGAUAUAUCCUUGAACAAUUUGACAGGAAGCAUAGAUGCUCUUGAAGGUCUUGUUUCAUUAAUUGAGGUCAAUAUUUAUUACAAUCUUUUCAAUGGUUCUGUACCAACACGUCUAAUUAGGUUAUUGAAUUCCUCACCGUCAUCGUUCAUGGGUAAUCCUCUCCUAUGUGUUAGAUGUUUGAAUUGCUUUAAAACUAGUUUUAUAAAUCCAUGUAUCUACAAACCAACUGAUCACAAAGGUAUCAUUAAUGUUCAAAUUGUGAUGAUAGAACUUGGACCCUCAAUAUUUGUUUCUGGUGUGGCGGUGAUAAUAAUUCUAACAUACCUCCGUAGAAAUGAAUUGAAAAAGGGAUCUGAUCCUAAGCAACAGUCCCAUACGGAAAGGAAGCUGCCUGACCUUCAUGAUCAAGUGUUGGAAGCUACAGAGAACCUAAAUGAUCAAUAUAUUAUUGGUAUUGUGUACAAAGCCAUAGUUUAUCGACGUGUUUGUGCCAUAAAGAAGGUUCAAUUUGGAUGGAACAAGCAAAGGUGGCUAAGUAUCAUGCGCAGCAAAAUUGAAGUCCUUAGAAUGAUUAGGCAUUGAAAUUUAAUCAAAUAUCGUAACCACUGGAUUGGACGAUAUUUAAUCAUAUAUGAUUUCAUUGACAAUGGAAGCCUUUACAAUAUUUUGCAUGAAAAGAAACCCCCACCACCCUUAACGUGGAAUGUUCGGUUUAAUUUAGCUGUUGGAAUUGCUCAAGGACUAGCUUAUCUGCAUUAUGAUUGUGUUCCACCAAUAGUGCACCGAGACAUCAAACCAAUUAACAUACUUGUUGAUGACAAUUUGGAGCCUAUUAUAGCUGAUUUUGGCACUGCCCUACGCAGGAAGUUGUUUGAGGAUUCUUAUAGUCAUUCUGAAACCAGGAAAAUGCUUUCAUCACGCGUUGUUGGUACCCCUGGCUAUAUUGCACCCGAAAAUGCUUAUGAUAUAGUGCCUGGAAGAAAGUCUGAUGUAUAUAGCUAUGGAGUUGUUUUGCUCGAGCUAAUAACCAGAAAGAAAUUAUUAGUCCCCUCUAUGAAUGAUGAGGCGAAGGAGACCCACAUAGUGACCUGGGCUAGAUCUGUAUUGCUGGAAACAGGCAAAAUCGAGAAGAUUGCCGAUCCCUACCUUGCAAGUGCAUUUCCCAAUUCAGAAGUACUAGCUGAGCAAGUCAAUGCAGUGCUUUCAUUGGCAUUACAAUGCACAGAGAAGGAUCCACGAAGGAGGCCAACCAUGAAAGAUGUUAUUGCCUUUUAUAAUACGAACUUGUUUAAGCUGAGGUGUGAUAAGGUGAAAUAUUGUGAUGGACUUGUAAUUAAACUAAUGGGAAAUGGUAAGAUUUUGUCUGAAAAAUUCGCCAGCAUAGCGAAUCUAGCUGUUCCAAAAAUAAACUAUGUUUGGCCUAGUUUGAUCUUCCUUCCCUCUAUCACUAGUUUAAUACUUAUCAAACCUUUCAACUGGUUUUUCCUAUCACGUUGGGGUCAAUAUAGGUACCUGCAGAAAUCCUUGUACUCAAAGAUCAAAUCACCCUACUCUAUAAGUACGGAUCAAACUGAGGUCACUGUCCAACUUAGUAAAAAGUAGACAAAAGGAAGAGAGAGCUUAAAAAAACUGAUGUGAAUUGAUGGUGGACUGCAUUUGCUAACCACAGAUUAAUUGCAAAUUGUACCAGGAUUUAUGUGUACAAUAUGGUUCUCAAUCUGAAAAAUAUCAGUUUUAGGUUUCAGAAUGCCGUAAGAAUCAUCAAACAACUUCCUGGACAAUAGUUAUUGUCCAUUAUCAACAGCCUAUUAGAGUGACAUGUCAACAUCCUUAGUUAAUCUCCAUUAUCAAAUUUUGCCAACUAAUUUAACCUAUAGCGUUGAUAUGUCAGUUUUAGGUUCAAAAAAUCUCAUUAUGUACCCAUGCACACCUCUUCCUACAAGAAUUACCUUUGUUUCAUACAGUCCAAACUUGAUAUGUGCCGUGUCUGGAGGUUUUCUUUCAAGCUUUUGAUCCAUGUACACAAGUUUGGCACACGUGAGUGACUUUUAGUCAUUUUGUACUUCCAUUAUGAACUUGGACUCUGGCAUGUGAUAAUGUUUUAUUGAAACAGAUGGAAUAUUGCAAACCAUAAUUUGAUAAUUUGUUCCUGUCAUUCUGUUUUGGUUGUUUCAUGUACUACAACUACGAGGUGCAUCUUUGAGUAAAUAGUCAAGGAAUAAAAUGUCUGUAGAUAUAAUAUUAUUUAAAUG
This is a messenger RNA of Medicago truncatula (barrel medic), 3941 nucleotides long. RefSeq names its product receptor-like protein kinase HSL1. NCBI's taxonomy places the organism in Eukaryota, Viridiplantae, Streptophyta, Magnoliopsida, Fabales, Fabaceae. Bases 2596 to 3291 code for a protein of 231 amino acids. The record is from RefSeq and is a predicted model, not a curated record. Gene Ontology annotation, biological process: protein phosphorylation. Gene Ontology annotation, molecular function: protein kinase activity; ATP binding. The transcript has 2 exons.